Messenger RNA from Theileria equi strain WA, 708 nucleotides. RefSeq lists its product as hypothetical. Bases 1 to 708 code for a protein of 235 amino acids. NCBI's taxonomy places the organism in Eukaryota, Apicomplexa, Aconoidasida, Piroplasmida, Theileriidae. The record is from RefSeq and is a predicted model, not a curated record. The transcript is spliced from 5 exons.
AUGAAUAAAUUAUAUAAGCAUCUGGGAGUGUCUAUAAAAGGUGGUUACUUGUCGUACUGUCUAAUAUUUGAGGAUAAACUAUCCAAAGUCGGCUGCGUAUCGCUAAAAUGCUCCUCGGAAGAUCAUGUGCAGAAGAUUGGCUCGGCUCUAGCAUUGCUUAAACAUGAUGGAACCCAAAAUCCGGACCCUAGUUCAUGGGCUGUUGCUAUUCAGAGCGAUCUCAUAAUGCCCAGAUCGUACACUCAGUCCGUCAGGCUGUACAAUAUGUGUAGACUCAGAUCAAUCGUAGAGUGCCAUUGUAACAGUUUAUUCGGAGUAAAGCCUGUAUUUGUGAAGGAACGUGAAUUACAUCAAAUUAUCGCAAAAGUUACAAAAAGCAAAAUCUCUAACCACGAAGACUUAUUAAGCUAUGCCAAAAAGAAGCUAAACAAUUAUUUCGGAUCAGUAAAUAGUAACCAACUUUCAAGUAUAGCGGUAGCAUGGGCCAGUGCUAUAUCUGUAAAGAGAAUGGUGGAAAUUGAAUCCCUGAAGCUCGAUGAAAAAAUUAUGUCAACCAUUGAACAAAAGAUCAAGCAAGAUAAAAUUGUCAAGGGUCUCGUCCAAAGUUUGGAACAAGAAAUCGAUCAGACAACAGAAAAGGAAAUACAAGGUGUACUAAAGAGUAGAAUUAAUAAGCUAGUAGAUUACUACAUUCAACAAAUGGUGUAA